AUGGCCAGCAAAUCUGCGGUGCCGCCGCCCGCCAGCACAAGCGGGAGCGCCAGCGCCAGCGCCGGUUCCGGCGGGAGCGGCGGAGGCGAAAUGGCGACGAUCGACGCGGUUGCGGCGGGAGCGGGCAGCUGUAUCGGCUUGGCCGUCGGCUCCGCGAUUAGCGGCGGCGCCAUCGGCGGACUUUUCGGGCUGGUGUCGGGUCUCUUCCGCCGCGAGGGCUUUAAGAAGGCCAUGUCCGAGGCUGGGGCUUCCGGCCGGACCUUCGCCAUCAUGUCGGGCGUGCAUUCGCUCGUCAGCGCCUCGCUUAAGAAGAUUCGCGAUAAGGACGACGUGAUCAACCAUGCAGUGGCGGGGUGCGCCACCGGAAUCGCCCUCGGCUGGGGAGGCACGCCAGUGAGCAUGCUGCAGAACUGUGCGGGCUUUGCUGUGUUUGCUUUCAUCUUUGAGGGCAUGAACCCGCCACCGCAGCCCGCUGUAGCAGCCGAGCUCAACCUCCUGGGCCUCUCCCCUCCACACGCCCACUGCAGCAGCAGCAGCAGCGAGCAGCAGUGUGAACUUCACACUGAUGACUUGUGUAGUGUCUCCUCCUGCUCCUACCCCUCCUCGUCCGCUUGCUCUGGUUCUUCGUCGAUCUCUGCUGGCACUGCUGCUGCUGAUGCCCCCCUAUGCCGCAGCGUUAGCAGUAGAGCUAGAAGACAGGCGGCAGGCAAGGUUCGCCAUGGCUACAGCAACGGCAGUUGCCCAGUCGUCUACUCGCCGCAGUGCCACCAGCAACACUUACUGACAGUUCUGCCACUUUCGCUCUCACUCCCACUCGCUGCCCGGAUCACCUCGUCCGCAUAUCACUUUUGA
Messenger RNA from Closterium sp. NIES-65, 852 nucleotides. The record is from the annotation of a GenBank genome assembly. Lineage: Eukaryota; Viridiplantae; Streptophyta; Zygnematophyceae; Desmidiales; Closteriaceae.